Messenger RNA from Spodoptera frugiperda (fall armyworm), 1243 nucleotides. RefSeq names its product probable enoyl-CoA hydratase. The transcript is spliced from 6 exons. The record is from RefSeq and is a predicted model, not a curated record. The coding region runs from base 147 to 1178 and encodes 343 amino acids. NCBI's taxonomy places the organism in Eukaryota, Metazoa, Arthropoda, Insecta, Lepidoptera, Noctuidae.
AUUAAAUUCGAACGAACCGUAGUUUUUCACUUUCAGCUUUCGUCUUUCAGUUUCAGUGACAUGUGACAAUUGACAUUGACAUCUAUCAAAAUCGGGUAUCCGAAAUCUAUCAUUUGCGUUUUCCUUUGAUUUCAUUCGAUGAAAAAAUGAGAACUAUGUUGAAAACAUUAAUUGCAGCUACGAAUUUGCCUGUAAGGCGGUAUGCAGUGCGCUUUUGUUCUAGUGAUGCACAAACUAAGUCUAAAACAGAUGAAAAACAAGCUGCAGCUAAUGAAUCAGAAUCGGAGCCGGCCAAAAUAGAAGUUGUCAAAAAAAAUAUUGUUGUUGAAAGAUUCGGUUCCGUUAUGACACUGAACAUAGACCGUCAAAAAACGAGGAACAGUCUGGACAUAGUGACACUUAACGAAAUGACCGAAGCAAUAGAUGCCUUUGACAACGAUCCCGAAGCCAAAGUUCUAAUAUUUAACGGAGAAGGUGGCAGCUUCUGUUCCGGAUUCAACAUGGACGAUAUAGCAACACAUGGAUAUAACAAUUUAAAAGAUGCUGCGAUACGUUUGGAAAGAAGACCUCUCUGUGAUAAGAUCACGAUAGCGGCAGUGUCAGGGUAUGCAGUGGCGGAAGGGUUUGAGUUGGCCCUGUCAUGCGACUUGCGAGUCAUCGAGGAGACUGCUGUACUUGGAUGCCUGGGCAGGAGAUUUGGUGUUCCCCAGUCCUUAUACGGUCCUCGCAAGCUGACUUCGUUGAUUGGAUUGUCUCCUGCGCUGGAUCUGCUCAUCACCGGCCGCUUGAUCUCGGGAGUGGACGCCAAUCGGCUGGGACUGGCGUGUAAACUCACUUCUACGGGCACAGCUCUAGGCGAGUCGAUAAAAUUGGCGAAGUCGUUAGCGAAGUUCCCGCCGAACGCGAUGGUGAUGGACAAGAUGGCGGCUAUCAACUCCCAGCUGAAUCCCAACUCCGAGGAGAGCAUGCGGGACGAGGCCAUCAUGCAGAGCCUGCUGGGAAACGCCAUCGAAGACAUGAAGGAAGGAGUCAAGAAGUUCCAAGCAGGUAUAGGCAAGCACGGCAAGUUCUACAAGUUAAAAGAGCUGCCAUUAAAAGACUGGGAACUGGAAGACACCGAGGAACAAGUCACCAUCAAACUGAAGGAUUCAGAGAAGGAGGAGGGGAAAGACAAAUGAAAUGCUACCUUAUGUGUAGAGGAUAAGACUUGUUUUGCUUUGUUUGUAAGGUAAUGGAAAGGUUU